ACGGUCCCGUCUCCCCCAGAUGCGUUCACCAUCUGCGCUCUUCCCACACGGACACCACCUAAACGAAGAAGCGCCGAUAGAACGAUCCAUCGACAGUCGAAAAAGCAAAACCCAUAGAAACCGAUGGAAGGCGGCGCCGGCGGCGGCCCUGCUCCUUUCCUUCUGAAGACCUACGACAUGGUAGAUGACUCUUCCACCGACGACAUCGUCUCCUGGAGCCCCACCAAGACCAGCUUCGUCGUCUGGAAUCCCCCCGACUUCGCUGCCCACCUCCUUCCCACCUACUUCAAGCACAACAACUUCUCCAGCUUCAUACGCCAGCUCAAUACCUACGGCUUUCGGAAGAUCGAUCCAGAGCGGUGGGAAUUUGCGAACGAGGACUUCAUCAAGGGGCAGAAGCACUUGCUUAAGAACAUCCACCGCCGCAAGCCCAUCCACAGCCACAGCCAUCCCCCAGGCUUGCUGGCCGACUCCGAGAAAGCGGCGCUUGAGGAGGAGAUCGAGAGGCUCUCGCGGGAGAGGGCCGCCCUCCAGGCCGACCUGUGCCGCUUCAAGCAGCAGCAGUCCGGGACCAAGAUCCAGCUCGAGGACCUCGAACGCCGGCUGGUUGAGAUGGAGCAGCGGCAGCUCAAGAUGAUUGCUUUCUUGCAAAGGGCCAUCCAUAACCCGCGGUUUGUGGACAAUCUCGUGAAGAUGGCGUCUUCGUCUUUGUCGGUGGAUUUCACAGCGAUUCAUAAGAAGAGGCGGUUGCCGGGGACGGAGUAUUGCCAAGAGGCUUCGGAGAAUAGUUUGUAUGAUGAUCAUAGCAGCACUUCGAAGCCGGACAUGGGGCAUGGAUUCCACACUGAUUUCUGUCAUGAGCUGAAAUUGGAGUUGUGCCCUGCUAUUUCGGAUAGUAAUUUGGUCACCGUGAGCACUCAGAGCUCCCAUGAAGAUAAUGGGAGCCUGCACAUGAAGCAAUCUGAGUGCGGCCUCAAUAGAAUGGAAAACCUUCCAUUAUCAUCACAGCCGGUAGAUCUUUCAGAUACAGGGGCAUCUGUGUGUCCUACAAAGAAUUUAUGGCUUCCAGGAGCAGCUGAUGAAGGGGAUGGGCACUUUCCAUGUCAUUUGAAUCUUACUCUUGCUUCGUCUUCAAUGCAGUUAGACAAUAAUCAGUAUUCGAGUAGAACUUCAAACACGGCUGAUCAUGGAGUUCACAAUGACAGUGAGUUGAGCGCGGCUAACAGGAGUAGGGAUGACAAUCAUGGUAAAUCUGCUGGGAACAUCCAAACUACUUCUGCCGAUGCAAAAGCUGCCUCUCCGCAAGAGGUCACCCCAUGCAGUAAUCAAGAACCUAAGGAUCCUCAAGGGAGAGCAAAUGAUGCAUUUUGGGAGAAAUUCCUAACCGAAAGGCCAGGCUCUUCAGACACUGAAGAGGCAAGCUCAAGUUUCAGGGGAAGUCCUGGUGAUGAGGAACAGGAAGAGAUGAAGUCAGACAAUGAGGACAUAUGGAGAAACAGAAAAGAUAUGGAGCAGCUUACUCUCUGAGUUGCUCAUACAGCAUUCUCUUCUUUGACUUGGUGCUGCGAGACACAUGUAAGAUUUCACAACCAACACCCCUGUACCAUCUACAGUUUUGACAUAAAUGUUUCAUCUGAUAUAUGCUGAUCAUGAUCUGCUGUUCUAUACCAGUGUACAUGAAGAUGACAGUAGAUUAAUGCUCAAUGAGUUGGUUUUUACUCCAAAUCAACAGAAAUAAUUAUGUGUUGAUACUGGUGCUAUUCAUCUCAGAGCAUUUGUUUGUAUAUAUUUGUUAAAAAUUGAUAAAGAACACUAUGUA
Elaeis guineensis (African oil palm) is the source of this 1819-nucleotide messenger RNA. Its product is annotated as heat stress transcription factor A-5. The record is from RefSeq and is a predicted model, not a curated record. Gene Ontology annotation, molecular function: DNA-binding transcription factor activity; RNA polymerase II cis-regulatory region sequence-specific DNA binding. NCBI's taxonomy places the organism in Eukaryota, Viridiplantae, Streptophyta, Magnoliopsida, Arecales, Arecaceae. Gene Ontology annotation, biological process: cellular response to heat; regulation of transcription by RNA polymerase II. Gene Ontology annotation, cellular component: nucleus.